AUGAUUAUAUUAUUUUUUAAUAAAUUUACUAAUCGAUUUUUAUUACACGGCCAAACUAUUGAAAUUAUUUAUUUGAACAAUUUUACCAACUUUUGUUUUAAUAUUUAUUGCUCUCCCUAUUGUUUUAAAUUCUUGAAUUUACAAUUUAAACUUUCUUUGUCAAGACUUAAAAGAAUCGCUUCUCAUUUGCCCUUCAAAUGUCCUCAAAAUUUAACUCGUACGAAUGCGACAAAUUUUCUUAACAAUUGGCAAUCAGAAUUGCGUUGA
Molecule: messenger RNA, 267 nt
Organism: Clunio marinus
Lineage: Eukaryota; Metazoa; Arthropoda; Insecta; Diptera; Chironomidae
Source: the annotation of a GenBank genome assembly